Portunus trituberculatus (swimming crab) is the source of this 1299-nucleotide messenger RNA. RefSeq lists its product as uncharacterized. Bases 108 to 1010 code for a protein of 300 amino acids. NCBI's taxonomy places the organism in Eukaryota, Metazoa, Arthropoda, Malacostraca, Decapoda, Portunidae. The transcript has 2 exons. The record is from RefSeq and is a predicted model, not a curated record.
UGGUGCCGGGAAGCGUGUCCCAGUGGCAGUGUUGUCUCGCCGCGCAGUACCAUACUUUAGCAAUACCCACCUCUCUUUUACUUUCCGCCGUAACACGCAUACACACUAUGAGCACCGUGAUGUAUGUCCUUACACUGGUGCUGCUAGUGGUGAGCGUAGAGGAGGCUGGGACGGUAGGGCAGGCGGCGGCUGGGCCGUGCCUUGAAUACAUGGCGUGUUACCACGAGCAGUACCUGGACUACAGUCACAUGGAUAUCCUGCACUACGACGUGCUUCACCGCACCGCCUCGUCUUGCCUUCCUCUAUGUCUGGAGGCACGGCCCACCAGCCAGGUCGUCAUGGCAAAGAUGGUGGAGCUUAACGAGCGGCUCGUGUGCGGCUGUGGCGGCAACCAGGCGUUAGGCAACGGUACGGGAAGCGUGCGGGACUGGAUCGGCUGUGAUCGCUGCCCCGAGGGAGAGGAGAAAAGGGAGAAAUGCGGCGGGCGAAUGACCAUCAGCGUGUACCGCGUUGAGCACAGAGGGGAGUGCCGGCCAGGCCUGCACCCGGGGCCACUUAUCUCCACUUCUUCCACCACCACCACCACCACCACCACCACCACCACCACUACCACUACCAUCCCUACAACAGACUCCAGUCAGACUCAGCAAGGGACAAAAACAGCAUCAAAACUUAAGUUUCUGGGUUGCAUUAAAACAGGUUCAGUCAAGCAGAACGUGUCGUGGUCCUUCCUUCCCCGCACAAACCGCGAGGCUGACCACUGCUUCGCCACAUGCCCGAGAAAGUACAUCUUCUUAAGGGUCACUGAAACCAAUAUCCUCUGUGGCUGCGGGGCAUCAGAGCACAUCAGCGGCCCAGUCAGUGAGACGGAGUGCGGGAACGCCCCUAACCCUCACCUCGGGAGCGACCAGGCCUUCGCUGUGUAUAAGGCAGGGGCGACGCGGUGCCCUCUGCCCUCCCUCCUGUAUCUGGCGGCGGCGGCGGCGCUGAUGGCGCUGGUGGUGCAUUAGUGUGUAUGAUGAGGAGUCAAGCUUUCAGGUGAGGGAAGUGAAUUCUUAGAAGGUGGAGGAAAGGAAGGUUAACGUUGCUGUGACUGGAGCUUGCAUGUAUCUUGCUGUUUUGCUAUUACUAUUACUACUACUACUACUACUACUACUACUACUACUACUACUACUACUACUACUUUACUUAUUUUUUAGGCUUACUUUCUCUAUCGAUCGAGUAUAUCAAAAUGUAUACGAAAUAUUCAAUCGAUGGAGAAAAUAACCAAAAUGUGUAUGAAUAUCAAUGAUAAUCAUA